UUUUGACAAUCAACAACCAAAUUAUCGUCAUCGCACGUGUAUAUUAUUUGUAGCCUGUGACUGUGAGUGAUUUAUACUUGUAUAUAGGACUUGGCUACAUAAAUAUAAUAACGAUUUGUUACAUUCAUCUAAAUAUAACACAGAUGCAUGUUGCUUAAAGUCUGUGCAUCGUCAAUAUUGAAACACAGUGCUACAGUUGUAAACUUACGACAGUUUUGUAGUAAAAGCGCUAAAAUGUCUUUAGAAGAAGCUAAACAAUUUGCCGCUCACCGGGCUGUUAAUGAGUACGUAACAAAUGAUUGUAUAUUCGGCGUCGGCAGUGGAUCAACUGUUGUAUACGCGGUUCAAAGGCUCGCUGAAAGAGUGGAAACGGAAAAUUUGAAGGUGACCUGCAUCCCUACAUCAUUUCAAGCAAAACAGCUGAUCGUUAAGCAUAACCUAACAUUGGGCGAGCUCGAUACGAAUCCUACGAUAGACGUGACAAUCGAUGGAGCCGACGAGGUGGAUGCUCACAUGACGCUCAUCAAGGGUGGUGGCGGUUGUUUACUACAAGAAAAAAUUGUUGCCUCUUGCUCCAAGAAGCUUAUUGUUAUAGCUGACUACACAAAAGAUUCUAAAAAGCUAGGAGACAGAUACAAAAAAGGUAUACCAAUAGAAGUUGUCCCCAUGGCUUAUGUACCAAUUCAGAAUAAGAUUGCUGCUCUUUAUGGAGGGGAAGUGAAGUUACGCAAAGCUGUUGCCAAGGCUGGCCCUGUAGUGACUGACAAUGGUAACUUCAUUCUCGACUGGGUGUUCACAAACCAAGACUUGGAUUGGGACAAAGUAAAUAAGUAUAUAAAAAUGAUUCCUGGUGUUGUAGAGACUGGUUUAUUUGUAAACAUGUGUGAGAAGGCAUACUUUGGACAGCCUGAAGGCAAUGUAAUAGAGAGAGUUGCUGUAUAAUUUAGCUGAUAGUUCCAAUCAUGAACUCUGCUAUUGUGUUAUGUAUUUUUGGUGUUCUUGUUUUAAGGAUCAAUUUAUCAAUGUUAAGAGAACUUAAGUAUAUUCCUAAAAUAAUGCAAGCUAUACAUUGAUGUAAUUAAGAGUUGAAAAGUACUAGCUAAGCGAAAAUAUUUUUGUAUGAUUUUCUGUGUACUUAGUACAUAUAAAAAAAGCUAUGAGUUACAUAA
Molecule: messenger RNA, 1169 nt
Organism: Helicoverpa zea (corn earworm)
Lineage: Eukaryota; Metazoa; Arthropoda; Insecta; Lepidoptera; Noctuidae
Gene: Rpi
Product: ribose-5-phosphate isomerase
Exons: 1
Coding region: 148-942 (264 amino acids)
Biological process (GO): pentose-phosphate shunt, non-oxidative branch; D-ribose metabolic process
Cellular component (GO): intracellular membrane-bounded organelle
Molecular function (GO): ribose-5-phosphate isomerase activity
Source: RefSeq, a predicted model, not a curated record